This is a messenger RNA of Necator americanus (New World hookworm), 1458 nucleotides long. RefSeq lists its product as uncharacterized. NCBI's taxonomy places the organism in Eukaryota, Metazoa, Nematoda, Chromadorea, Rhabditida, Ancylostomatidae. The transcript is spliced from 10 exons. Gene Ontology annotation, molecular function: catalytic activity. Gene Ontology annotation, biological process: polyamine biosynthetic process. The record is from RefSeq and is a predicted model, not a curated record. The coding region runs from base 1 to 1458 and encodes 485 amino acids.
AUGAUCGAGCGACGUCGCCUCCCUUCUGCGUCGUAUCAUUCGCCUGUUGACGAUGAAUGCUGGUCUCAAUGUCUGUUCGCUGAACAGCCAGUUGUGAUCAUUGGUGAAAAUCGUGACGCGACGCAAAUUGCGCGACAUGUCGCAAAUAAGCAGCCUGGUGCAUCUCCGUUUUUUGUCAUGGACAUGCCGUCAGUGAUGACGCGUGUCGACGAUUGGCAAGAACAUCUACCACGAGUCCAGGCUUACUACGCUCUUCGUUGCAACGCAGAUCCAGUGCUGGCCAGGAUGCUCGCCGAUUCUGCACAGCUAGGAUUUGCUGUUACUGAUGCGCAACAACUUGCCAUGGCCCUCGAACUUGUUUCACCCGAUCGAAUCAUCUUUGAUUGUCCACUAUGGACUCGUAAAAUAAUGAGAAUUGCUGGAGAGUUCGAAGUUGGCACGAUUGUUAUUGAAAAUGAAAAACAACUUCUGGAUGCGAUCAGCUAUGCACCAAAUGCGCGCAUCUUGCUUGCCAUUUCCACGAACGGACACAGAGGUGACAACGAUUCGCUUUCGGCUGGAAAAGGUGCUGAUCGUGAAGAGAUGGAGGGACUGUUGAUGACUGCGUUUGAACUUCGUGCAAAAGUUGUUGGAAUCAGCUUCAAUCUUGGUUCCGCCACCUCUGCAUCCGUCUACUACAAAGUUCUUCACGAAGUAUAUGAGUUGUUCACUUUUGCAAAUCGAAUUGGUCUCGAACUGAACACCAUCAACCUCGGAGGUGGAUUCCCAGCUAGUAAUGUGGAUAAAGCACAACGCUUCCCAGAGAUGUGCGAUGUGAUCAACUCAGGUCUCGACCAGUUAUUUUGGAGCAGAGAGUUUCCGCAGCUCAACGUAGUUGCCACACCUGGAAGGUACUUCGCUGCUGCGGCAUUUGUGCUCUGUACGAAUGUUAUUGGCAAACAAGCUUUGGAAGCUCGCUACAUCACCAAAGAUGAUUUUGACGAUGGUGUUGGAUUCGUCUAUCAAACAAAUGACAGUGUUUAUGGUUCGUUCGGUUGUGUACUGAUGAACUCUCAUCCAGAGUGUAUUCCACUAGACGACGUCGCCGAUGCCCCGCAGCACUUCGGCACUGUGCUUGGCGCCUCGCUCGAACCAGGUGACGUCGCACAAUCGCUGAUCCGUUGUCGUCAACUCUGUGUUGGCGAUUGGCUGCUCUGGAGAGAUGCUGGAGCGUAUACGAUGCCGCUCGAUGCCGAACAUGCGGUACCGCCGGUGUACUACUUCGCCGGUAGUGAUAAGUGGGAGCGUAUUAUUGGAAUUCAUAAUAAGGCGACAAGCGCCUACACGAACGAUAGCGCUUGUAACAGCUCGGAUGCAAUGGAAACAGCAUCCGACGGAGCAUCUGACGUGGAGAGUCUCGACGACGAUAACGAAGACUUGACGGAGUGCUUCGACCGUGUUUUCUACUACUCGCAGUAA